AUGGUUUUCCAGACCCCACCCAUGACCACCCCGGAGUACUGCACCGCAGACUUCUCGCUUAUCCCCAUCGGCUCCAAAGACGUCUCCUUCUCCAAGCAAGUCGCCGAGAUCCAGCGUUUGAUCCAGAACACCGGCCUCAAGUCCCAGAUGCAUGCCACCGGCACCACCAUGGAGGGAACAUGGGACCAGGUAUCGCAGACCAUCGGAUGCGCUCACACCAUGAUCCAUAACGAGGGGGUGGGCAGGAUCCAGACGGAUAUCCGCAUCGCAACACGUGAGACACAGUCGUUAACAGCAAGCGUGACGGACUAUCCUAUGGAACAUGGAAGACGAUACCAUAAAUAUCAUGAAGGCUCAUACUUGUACCCGAACGAUGAACAGGAACUGGAUCGAAUGGAUAUGCAACACCACAUGCUCAGACUAGUCAACCACGGGCGCUUGUACUUCGCGCCUGUCCAACGCCCAAAACGGAUCCUCGACAUUGGUACUGGUUCUGGUAUAUGGGCUAUCGAGAUUGCAUCCGACUUCCCAGAAGCCGAGAUCACAGGAACCGACCUGUCUCCUGUUCAGCCGCUUGAAGUCCCCGAGAAUGUCCACUUUCUCGUCGACGACGCCACGGAGGAGGACUGGCUGUGGGACCCGGAUCACUUCGACUUCAUUCACACGGGACAUCUGAUAGGAUCUCUACCGUCGUACAAGGACCUGCUGAAGAAAGCACACAAGCACCUCAAGCCGGGCGGCUAUGUGGAAUGCCACGAGUUCGACUCCCGACUCAAAUGUGAUGACGGUACGAUGCCUCCUGAGGACCCCGACAAGUUCAGCGACUAUGCCCUCCAAGAUCUCAUGGACCUGCACUACCGCUCUGGCCAGGUCUCGGACCCGCCCCGACAGUUCCGAGUGGCCCAUCGCCUCGCACGCUGGAUGCGAGAAGUCGGAUUCGAAGACGUGCAGGAACAUCGGUCCAUGGUCCCUGUGAAUCCAUGGUCAUCCGAUACACACCUAAUGAAGAUCGGGACCUGGAGCGAGACAAACCUGCUGGAAGCGGUCGCGGGAUGGUCUUACAAGCCGCUCACCAUACUGGGGUGGUCGAAGCCCGAGAUCGAAGUAUUCCUGGUUGAUGUUCGGAAAAGCAUCCAGAACCGCAACGUCCACGCCUACUACGAGUUCUAUGCGGUGACAGGCAGAAAACCACUCGCUGGCUGA
Molecule: messenger RNA, 1203 nt
Organism: Aspergillus brunneoviolaceus CBS 621.78
Lineage: Eukaryota; Fungi; Ascomycota; Eurotiomycetes; Eurotiales; Aspergillaceae
Product: TAM domain methyltransferase
Exons: 6
Coding region: 1-1203 (400 amino acids)
Cellular component (GO): cytosol
Source: RefSeq, a predicted model, not a curated record